Messenger RNA from Aspergillus heteromorphus CBS 117.55, 1665 nucleotides. Its product is annotated as cytochrome P450. Bases 1 to 1575 code for a protein of 524 amino acids. Gene Ontology annotation, molecular function: heme binding; monooxygenase activity; iron ion binding. The record is from RefSeq and is a predicted model, not a curated record. Lineage: Eukaryota; Fungi; Ascomycota; Eurotiomycetes; Eurotiales; Aspergillaceae. The transcript has 3 exons.
AUGGCAGUCUCUGCCUUCACGGCUCUUGCAGCCAGUCUCUGCAUCCUUCUCCUCUCCUACAGAGCCAUCAUAUACCCGGUCUUCCUGUCGCCACUGUCGAAGAUCCCCAACGCGCACUGGUCAGCCCCGAUAUCCCCCGCGUGGAUCAUCUGGAAACGGUUCAAGGCCCAGAACAACCGGACCAUCCAAUCUGCCCACGAGAACCUGGGGCCCAUCGUGAGACUCUCCCCGUCGGAAGUCUCGGUCAACUGCGUCGACAAAGGCAUCAAGACCAUCUACACCGGCGGUUUCGAGAAGCAUGAAUGGUACCCCCGUGUCUUCGGGUCGUUCGGAACAGUCAGCAUGUUCACGAUGACCGGCAACAAAACCCACUCCGCGCGCAAAAGAAUGCUAUCCAACAUAUACAGCAAAUCCUACCUUCAAUCAUCCCCCCACAUGCACCUCAUCUCCGAGGCCAUCAUCCUCGACCGUCUCCUCCCCAUCCUCCACGAGGCCGUCACCUCCAACACGCCAAUCGACAUGUUCGACCUCAACCAAGGCCUAACCAUGGACUUCGUAUCUGCCUACCUCUACGGCCUCGCCAACGGAUCCAACUUCCUCCAAGACUCCGCCUUCCGACGCAAGAUGCUAUCCCUGUACCAAAGCCGCAAGCCCUUCGAAUUCUACCACCAGGAAGUCCCCGACCUCCUCUCCUGGACCAAGCGUCUCGGCCUGCGUCUCAUCCCCAAAUGGUGCGACCAAGCCAACGAGAUCCUCGACGCCUGGGGCCUGCAGUUCUGCGACAAGGCCGACGAGUGCCUGGCCUCCACCGACCCCGCCAUCGAGCCCAUGGUCUACAAGCAUCUCAAACAGAGUAUCUCCAAACCAAAAGACAACAGCAACAGCAAAGAACCCCCCGCGGACCAACGCCUCGAAAUCGCCUGCGAACUCUACGACCACCUAACCGCCGGCCACGAAACCAGCGCAGUCGCCCUAACCUACCUCAUGUGGCGCCUCUCGCAACAGCCCUCCCUCCAAACGUCCCUCCGCACCGAACUCCUCACCCUCUCCCCUUCCCUCGUCUAUCCCCGCCCGGACUCCUCCUCCCGCGCUCUCCCCAGCCCCAAAUCAAUCGACUCCCUCCCCCUGCUCGACGCCAUCAUCACCGAAACAUUGCGUCUCCACGCCCCCAUCCCAGGCAUCCAGCCACGAGUAACCCCCUCCCCAUCCUGCAGCCUCGUCGGCGUCGAUAACAUCCCCAGCAACACCAGGGUCAGCGCACAGGCGUACUCGCUGCACCGCAAUCCGGAAGUCUAUCCGGAGCCGGAGACGUGGGAGCCGAGACGGUGGUUGAAGGAGGGGAAUGAGCCGGGGGAGUUGGAGGAACGCAGGCGCUGGUUCUGGGCGUUUGGGAGUGGGGGCCGCAUGUGUGUGGGGAGUAAUCUGGCUUUGCAAGAGAUGAAAUUGGCCGUCGCGGCUAUAUAUACCAAUUUCACGACGUCGAUUGUCGAUGAUGAGGAUAUUGAGGCUAUUGAUGCGUAUACGGUGAAGCCGAGGGGGGAGAAACUUGUUUUGAGGUUUGAGGCGGCGGUUUAGCUCUCUCUCUCUCUCUCGCUCACACGCACACACACACACACACACAGGCUCUCUUCCUCUCUACAAGAACUGUCAACACCCGUAUAUAAG